This is a messenger RNA of Trichosporon asahii var. asahii CBS 2479, 627 nucleotides long. RefSeq lists its product as uncharacterized. Gene Ontology annotation, cellular component: EMC complex. The transcript is spliced from 6 exons. The record is from RefSeq and is a predicted model, not a curated record. Lineage: Eukaryota; Fungi; Basidiomycota; Tremellomycetes; Trichosporonales; Trichosporonaceae. The coding region runs from base 1 to 627 and encodes 208 amino acids.
AUGGGAGCUUCGAGAUUGUCUCCGGGACAGCACGUCGUCCAGGCCAUUGUACCAGGCUACGACAUGAGCGGAGUGAACGAAGCGGCGCUGAAGGCUGCCAAGUCUGCUGAGAUCGCUCAGCCCCAGGAGACUGAUACCAAGGAUGGCGAGCAGAAGAAGGACGGCGAGGAGCAGCCGAAGCCGAAGGCGACUGUCCAUGUCCAGACGUACUACCCGAACCGUCAGGCUCUGCCGACGACGAGCGGCAGCCUCGCCUACCCUCUCCAGGUAACUGCGACGCAGAAAGAACAGUACUACACCUCGGCUCCGAGCAUGCAGAUCCUUGGCAUGCUCAAGAGCCCCAUGGUCCUGCUCAUGAUCGGAACGACGGUUAUGGCCGUGCUGCUUCCUCGCAUCACAGCUUCCCUUGAGAACGAUCCUGAGAUGGCGAAGGACCUCGCUGAGGCGAGGAAGAAGGUUAACAGCGUCAUCAGUGGCGAUGCUGGUGCUCAAUCUGGCCCUGCCCUUCAAGCUGACCUCAGGCUCGCUAACCACCUCAUGGCCGACAGCCCGAAGCCGGGCAGCCCGGCGCCCGGAAGCAGUGGCCGCGGUGGCAACGCUGGCGUCGCAGAUCUAUAUGCAUCCUAG